This is a messenger RNA of Pipistrellus kuhlii (Kuhl's pipistrelle), 5815 nucleotides long. It is a transcript of the gene SPEF2, whose product is annotated as sperm flagellar 2. Gene Ontology annotation, cellular component: manchette; sperm midpiece. Gene Ontology annotation, biological process: sperm axoneme assembly. Bases 142 to 5643 code for a protein of 1833 amino acids. Lineage: Eukaryota; Metazoa; Chordata; Mammalia; Chiroptera; Vespertilionidae. The record is from RefSeq and is a predicted model, not a curated record. The transcript is spliced from 37 exons. Gene Ontology annotation, molecular function: protein binding.
CCUCGCCUCUUCUUGAGCUUUGGCCUGGACACGCUUCCUUAGCAACGGUUGCCCCUGGCAACAGGAGGACGCGGUACCCGCAGGCUUGGUUUCCCCCCUGCAGGCGGUCGGUCGGGUCGGGUCGGAGGCCCAGGCUGAACCAUGUCUGAGAUCCUGUGCGAGUGGCUCAACCACGAGGUGAAGACGUCCCAGACCGUGACCCCCAAGUCCUUUGCCAAGGCAUUUUCCAGUGGCUAUCUGAUUGGAGAAGUUCUUCACAAAUUUGAACUCCAGGAUGACUUUUCAAAAUUUUCACAAAGCAGUGUCUCGAGUGCCAAACUGAAUAAUUUUUCUCGCUUGGAGCCAACGCUUCACCUGCUGGGUGUGCAGUUUGAUCAGAAGGUGGCUAGCAACAUCAUCACGGAAAAGCCUGGGGCGGCCACGAAGCUCUUGUACCAGCUGUACACGGCUCUCCAGAAGAAGAAGAAGAGUGGGCUGACAGGAGCGGAGAUGCAGACCAUGCAGCCCCUGAACACCAUGUGGCUCCAGAACAUGAAGAGCGAGGCUUUCCGCGAUAGACUUAGAAACCUGAUACCACGUCAAACUGAUUUCAAUCUGAUGCGGGUCACUCACAAGUUUCAAGAAAAAUACGUACAUAUGAAAGAAGAUGUUGUCCGCAUGCAAUCUGAAAAACUUCAAAAAUUCCAAAAACUCAAGGAACAACAAAGAUGUUUCAGUAUCGAAAAGCAACGCUUGAGCAGAAGACGACAAAAUGAAAUAAUGGCCAAAAUCCAAGCGGCCAUCAUACAGAUUCCAAAGCCGACAUCCAAUCGCACUCUGAAAGCAAUUGAGGCCCAAAAGAUGAUGAAAAAGAAAAGAGAGGCAGAGGAUGUGGCCAAUGAGAUUAUGGAGUUUGAAGCAUUACUAAGAAAGGAUCUCCAAGCAAAGGAAAGUACACACAAGGCUUCCUUAGAUACAGCAGCCCAGACAACUGCCGACUUGCUAAGCACUUACUCGGAUGAUGACUACAUUAAAAAAAUCCAGAAGCGCCUCAAAGAAGACGCGCUUGCACGAGAGCAAAGGGAGAAAAGACGCCGGAGGCUGCUGAUGGACCAGCUGAUAGCCCACGAGGCACAGGAGGAGGCGUACCGGGAGGAGCAGCUCAUCAACCGGCUCAUGCGGCAGUCCCAGCAGGAGCGCCGGAUCGCCGUGCAGCUCAUGCACGUCCGCCAUGAGAAGGAAGUUCUGUGGCAAAACAGAAUCUUCCGAGAGAAACAGUACGAGGAGAGGCGGCUUAAAGACUUCCAGGACGCUCUGGAUCGAGAAGGGGCUUUGGCAAGACAAGCCAAGCUCGAGUUUGAAGAACAAGCCAUCAAAAUGCGGGAAGUUCACGAGCACUUGGCUGUGGAGAGAGCUCAAGCGCUCUACCAGAAGCACUACUUAGCAUGCUCCGAGAUUCUGGAUCAGAUACUCGACUUGUCCACCAAAGUGGCAGAAUACCGGCUUUUAACCAAUAAUCUGAUUCCACAUAAAAUUAUGCAUGAUUGGAAGGAACUGUUCUUUUAUGGAAAGCCCAUUUAUGAGCAGGCCUCUAUUAAGGGUAUGCCAGCUAGGCCUUCUACAGAGCAACUUACACAAAUGGAGAAAAGGGACUUGCUAGAUAACAAUGACUAUGAAGAAUAUAAGAACAUGGUUGGAGAGUGGGCCUUACCAGAAGAAAUGAUUGAAAAUUUACCACCCUCCAACAAUUGCAUAUUGGGCCAUGUGGUUCACAGACUAACGGAAAAAUCUCUUCCCCCUCAAAUUGAAUCAAUAGCAUCUGAAGUGCCUUCAUGUGCUAUUAAAGGGUGCAUAUUAGGGAAGCCAUUUAGUGGAAAAACAACUGCUAUAAAAGCUCUAGAAAAAGACUUUCCUAUCCAGGUACUCUCUAUGGACACUCUUCUCCGAGAAGCUAUCAAAGCAUCUCAAGACAAUGAAACAGUGAGUGAAGCCAUUCUAACUCAGCACGAAGCCGAAGAAAAGGCUCUGUCACAUCUGCAUAGCAGCGAAAGCCAGAAUGAAAUUUAUAGUGCUAUUAAAACGACAAUAUUAAAACCUGUCUGUGUGUGUGUUUUCUCCCCAAAGGAUCUUCAAAGUAAAUUUUCACUUGAUCCACCUUCAGAAGUCUUUCCAGAAACAGAAGAUAAAAUUACACUUAGUUCUGAUACCAAUAAAACACCAAAAGCUGAAGAAAUCGAGUUAACUGACAGUAUCUCUAACCUCACUGUGCGUGCUCAGCUUGGUGCAAAAGCCGAAAAAUUGCUGAAGAAAGGAAAGAGCGUUUCUGACACAUUGCUUGUUAAUAUCAUGGUAAAUGCUAUCAAUCAGAUACCUGUGGAUCAAGGCUGGCUCCUCGAUGGUUUUCCGAUGACACUGAACCAAGCAGAGCUUCUAGAGCAAGCUCUCACAGGCUGUACCAGAAACCUCAUGGAACUGGAGGAAAAGAAAGCAAGAAUAUUCACACUGGCUGUUGAUCCUAUAACUGCCAAAGACGUGCCUUUGUCCCCAGCUAUAUUUGAUUUUGUCAUGUUAUUAGAUAUUUCAAAUAAUUUCUCACUGGAUCACAUGAAUGACAUCAUGGCUAAAACAUUUUCAACUGAGACUUCUGAAGAUGUCAAUCAACGGGUAGCCGCUAGAAAACCAGAUACGGGUGUUGACCAGAAUUUAAGUGACCAGAUACAGCAUCGGAUUAUAGGUUUCUUGGAAAACUGGCCUUUAUUGGAGCAAUGGUUUACAGAACCAGAAAAUAUUCUGAUAAGAGUUAAUGCUGAAGUAGAUAACGAGUUUUUAUGCCAAAAAGUGAAAGAAGUGUUUACGGGUGAAGUGAUUAAAAAAGAGAAUGAAGUGAAAAGGAAGCUAGAAGAAAAGGAAGCUGCGAAAAGGGAAGCCGCUGCCCUGGCUGAGGCUCCACCUUUGCCGCCGCCUCCUCCGCCUCCAGAGCCAGAAAAGGAGAAGGAAACGCAUGAGCGCCCCAAGGCUUCUGCAAAAGGAAAAACCGCAGCAGAACGCCUGCAUGGUAAGCAAGACUCUCCUCCGGAAGGAAAGGGGAAGAAAGGUGAUGCUGCACUCAAAAGAAAAGGUUCUAUUAAAGGAAAACUGUCAGGAGGAAAAGGAUCAGGAAGAAAAUCACCUCCUGAAUCCACAGUUCUGUCACCUACUCCGGUAGGGCCACCACCACCUAAGCCAGGAUCAGAAGAAUGGGUCUACGUGAAUGAACCAAUCCCUGAGGACAUGCCUUCAUUCUUAGUACCAUACUGGGAACUAAUAGAACGGUCCUAUGCAAACUCCAUCAAAUUAGUUCUGAGGAACCUGCGAGAAGACCAGCACAUUGUGCUUGCUUUCUUGUAUGAGAUUCGCACGAGUUUCCAGCAGUUUCUAAGACGUCCAGAUCAGAAGCAAGAUUUUGUAUCUCAAUGGCAGGCUGAUUUCAACUCUCUUCCUGAGGACUUGUGGGACGAUGAGGAAACCAAGGCAGAAUUACACGAAAGAGUGAAUGAUCUACGAGACCGCCUGUGGGACAUCUGCGAUGCCCGAAAGGAGGAGGCAGAGCAGGAGCGGCUGGACAUCAUCGGCAACAGCUGGCUGCAGGACUCCACUGGGAUCCUGAUUAACAACUUCUUCUCCCUGAUGCAGGCAGAACUGAACCGUUUUCAAGAUACAAGGAGACUCCUUCAAGAUUAUUACAAGGGAAUGGAAGGCAAAAUCCCAAUAGAAGACAAUAAGAAAUUUACUCGCCUCCCAUUGGUCCAACUGGAUACUAAAGAGAUUUUGGAAAGCCAGUUUAGAAUCCCUCUAGUUUCUCGAACAUCCAUUUCUACGGACUUAGCUGUCUCCAAGCCCAAAUCAAAAGUCAUCCUGAAGGGCAAGACUGACUACUCGCUGGAGAAAGUGGAGCUAAACUUUGAGACUGAUGAGAAGCUGAUCAUGGACACCUGGCAGCAGGCUUCCUCUGCCAUCUCUCACAUGGUGGCCGCGGAAAUCCAUCAGAGGCUCCUGGAAGAAGAAAAAGAAGCCCAGCCAGCAGAAACCAAAGAAAAGUCUCCUCAGACCAACGUUAACAAAAAAGCCAAAAAGGAGCCACCCAAGAAAAAAGUCGCAGACAAAAAAGAGAAAGGUAAAUCACCACCUAUAGCAGAGGCCACUCCUGUAGCACUAACCCCAGAAGAUAUGCUGGAAAUGGAAAAGAAGAAUGAACUGAGGCAAAAAAUAAAGGAGGAACAUAUUGCUGCCCUGCAAUUUGAAGAGAUAGCCACCCAGUUCCGACUUGAGCUGAUAAAGAUCAAAGCGUUGGCUUUCCUUGAAGAUCUAGUAACAAAGGUGGUGGAGGUGUAUAAACUCCUGGAAAAAUGGCUUGGUGAGCGGUACUUGCAUGAAAUGGCCAGUGUGGAGAAGCUCACUGAGAUAGCUCGCUAUCACAUUGAAACGGCUACGAAAAUUCAGAACGAACUUUAUUUGGACCAGGACGGCUUCUUCAUUAAUGGCGACAUCAAAGUCUUCCCCGACGCCCCUCCUCCGGUUCGCCCCCCGCCCGUGGAGAAGGAAGAGAAUGGCACCCUGACCAUCGAGCAGCUGGACACGCUGCUAGACCAGUUCUUGGACAUCGCACCCAAAGGCAUCAUAGGAAACAAACUGUUCAUGGACAUCCUUCUGGACUUGGUGACACUGAACCUGGGGACCAACAGCCUUCCCAACAGUUGGAUGCACCUCACUCAGCCUGAAUUUCAGGAGUUGACAUCUUUAAUAACAGUGAACUCAGAGCUGGUGGACUGGCGGAAAUUCCUGUUAGUGACCUCGCUGCCAUGGCCCAUCCCCCUGGAGGAGGAGCUGCUGGAGACCCUGCAGAGGUUCAAGGCCAUAGACGAGGAGCAGACGGGCAGCGUCACUUACGAGCAGUACAUGCAGGCUGGUCUGUGGUUUACAGAGGAUGAAGAUAUAAAAGUUCCAGAAAAUCCUAUUGAACCGCUGCCAUUCAAUAGACUGGAGCAUCUCAUACAGUUCUUCUUCAGGCUCUUCGCCGACCCUGAGACAGAGCCACCGCUGCUUGACUACACACAGAUGCUGCUUUACUUUGCCUGCCACCCAAACCCUGAGGAAGGGGUAUACAGGGCCCUCAGUGUGGCCAUUGGGACGCACAUCUACCAGCCAUUCGAACUGGUUCCUCUUCCUGUAGACCAGAGCUACUUCUUUACUGAGGAGAGUCUACUUCGGGACUAUUCUGGAACAGAGAACUUCUUUGAUGCAUUAAGGGUUUCCAGAGAGGAAAGUGAGGAAAAGGAACGAGAAAUUCCUGAAAAUCCCAACACUGAAAAGAUUUCUUUGGAAACGCUGCUCAACGUGUUCCGAGGACAAAACAAAGCCCAGGACGCCGACAGAUUUGCCUUCCACCUGAAGGCAGAGAACACCUACUUAGAGAACUUCAUAAAAGUAUUUGAGGACCUGGGUGCCAAGAAUCUGGAGCCGAUCGAAGUCGCAGUUCUUUUGAAGCAUCCUUUUAUUCAAGAUCUGAUUUCAAGCUAUCCAGGCUAUAAGAUCCCUGAUAUUAAAUUGAUUCUGCAAAGAAGCGAGCACGUACAAGGAAGUGAUGAAGAGAGAUCUCCCUCAAGACUGACAGAGGACAGGAAAUGAAAACAAAAGAGCGUGAUGGUUACAAUUUGGCAAUGAAUCCUUCAACAUCCAAUGCAAACAUGGUGUUUGCCAUGUAUGUUUUUGUUGUAAGUGUAGAAAUGACUUCUACCAGGUUAUGAGGGGGGUUUCUUUAACUCAGAGAAUAUUCUGUAAUAAAUCUUAAGUUUCUGAG